Messenger RNA from Nomia melanderi (Alkali bee), 2146 nucleotides. NCBI's taxonomy places the organism in Eukaryota, Metazoa, Arthropoda, Insecta, Hymenoptera, Halictidae. The record is from RefSeq and is a predicted model, not a curated record.
UAUAUGCACUCUAAAAGCAUUCAAAAAGAGGAGUAGACGUCUAGUGCACGAAGCGCGCGUGAUCGGGGUGUUAACCUCCCGUGAGAAAUCCUCACUACAAUAGUUGAUAUAUUCUUUUCUUCUUUUUUUUGUUCGUACAUAUACGCGCAAACAUCGAUAAACGAAUCAUAUAACGAUCGAUCGUACACUCUAUUGAGGUCAGUGAUCAGUGGUCCGUGGUAGUGAAAUAAUCGUGACAGGAAUUGUUAUUUUAAGGAGCUUUCACUUUUAUCUUUUUUUGAAGAAUAUCCUUCGUACAACGGUGGUUCCUAGCCCAUUUGCUAGGAAGAAUGUGACUGUGCGGGCGAAGUGGUGUGGACGGUAGGAGGAGAUAAUUAAAAAUAAUUCCAGCACAAACGGAAAGGACAUUAACGAACUACCAUGAAUUUCUAUCGAAUUGAACAUUUAAUUAUUUUCCUUACUUUAACCUGCAUUGGAUGUUACGUGAAGAGUGCCAGUGCCCAACAAACUACAGAGAAACAUGAGGGAGACAAUGACGUUGUCGACAUUCGACUACCUAAAACAAUCAUUCCUGUUAACUACGACAUUUUACUGAUGCCGUAUUUGAAAGAUGAUUUCCGGUUCGAAGGAGUUGUAAUCAUCGAAGUUUUGGUACAAGAAGACACAGAUACCAUAGUACUCCACCGCGGGGAUAUCGACAUUACAAGAUGGUCUGUAUCGAAUAGUACAGGAUCCAUACUUGUACUACCGAAUACAACUUACGAUCCUACAACAGAAAAAUACACGAUGGUGGUAGACACUGUUUUACAAAGAGGAUCACAUGUAAAUAUCAGCUUCACUUAUGAAGGAAAGUUAAGGGAUGAUAUGAUUGGAUUCUACAAAAGCUCGUAUAUUGACUCAGAUGGACGUAUUAGAUGGCUCGCUGCAACGCAAUUCCAAACAACGCACGCAAGACACGCUUUUCCAUGCUUUGACGAACCGAGCUUCAAAGCGUCGUUUAUAAUCAGGAUUUUACAGCCGUCGGGUUAUAAUUGCUUGAGUAAUAUGCCGUUAGUAGGAUCCACGCUGGAAGGCGAUAAAACUUUUCACGAAUUCGAACAAAGCAUUCCCAUGUCCACGUACCUGGUGGCGUUCAUAAUUUCAGACUUCCGUCCCUUGGGAGUGGGAACCUUCAAUGUUUGGGCCAGACCGAACGCUAUAGAUCAAGCACGAUAUGCGAUAGAGAUUGGUCCAAAAUCCCUUGACUAUCUAGCCAAGUUAUUCAAACAAGACUACCAAAUUUCGAAAAUGGAUAUGGCGGCAGUGCCUGAUUUUUCGGCCGGUGCAAUGGAAAACUGGGGACUGAUCACUUACCGAGAAUCCAGAAUGUUGUAUGAUCAGAGCAUGUCAUCCGAUGCUGCCAAACAGAGCGUCGCAUCGGUAAUUGUCCACGAAUUGACCCACAUGUGGUUUGGAAAUCAAGUUACGCCCGAGUGGUGGGGAUAUUUGUGGCUGAGCGAAGCAUUCGCCAGGUAUUUUCAAUACUUUGGCACUGCACAGAUUGAAAAAACAUGGAACAUGGAGAAACAGUUCAUUGUGGAGCAACAUCAGACUGCUCUCGCAGCAGAUGGUCUUGAAUCAUCGAAGCCAAUGACACGAAACGUCCUUACUCAUUCGCAGAUAGGUGAAACCGGUGACACUAUCACGUAUAACAAAGGAGCAAGUGUCGUUAGAAUGAUGAGCCUUAUUUUCGGUAACGAUUUGUUCGAGGCAGGAUUGCAAAACUACCUAAAAAACAACAAAGAGAAGAAAGUGGCACGGCCUGAGAAUCUGUGGACCGAGUUUCAAAAUGAAUUGAAUCGGCGGGAUCAACAACUCGUUGCACCGGUGGAUGAGAUCAUGACUACUUGGACGGAGCAAGCAGGAUAUCCGGUUCUGUUGGUAGACAUCAAAAAUGGCGUAGCCACUGUACGCCAGAAACGUUUUCUUCUGAGAAAUUUAAAACGCACGCCAACAAAUAUGACAUGGUGGGUUCCCAUCACGUGGGCCAGCAAAAGCAACCCAAAUUUCAAUACUGUCAACGUGACCUACUGGAUGAACAAAGCGGAAGAUACGUUCAAAGUAGGAAACGAUCGUGAAUGGGUGAUACUAAACGUCCAAGCAGCUG